Molecule: messenger RNA, 592 nt
Organism: Triticum dicoccoides
Lineage: Eukaryota; Viridiplantae; Streptophyta; Magnoliopsida; Poales; Poaceae
Product: zinc finger protein 1-like
Exons: 2
Coding region: 47-403 (118 amino acids)
Molecular function (GO): DNA-binding transcription factor activity
Source: RefSeq, a predicted model, not a curated record
UCAACUUAACUAGGUCAUCUCAUACAUUCAGUCAUAUACGAUAACAAUGGAGCAAGUAGAGAGUAGCGCGCAGGAGGAGCUCAGCCUCGAGCUCACUCUGGGCUUUGCUGUGUGCGUGACGACCGCCCCGCCCCUCCCCCGCUUCUUCUCAUGCGUCUACUGCGACCAAAAGUUCGGCACCGCGCAAGCGCACGGUGGCCACCAAAACGCGCAUAAGCAAGAGCGCGCCGUCGCCAAGCGCCUCCGGGAGACCACUGCUGCCACGGCGCACUCUUGGAAGGCAGGGAGGGCUGCCACCACUGCUCAGAUCUCCGGGGAGCCUGCAACAGGCUCCGUGGCGCACAUGCGCGGCAGGAGCUCGUCGGAGCGCGACCACGAGCUCGACUUGGCUCUCCGGCUGUAACCGGUCGGCUGAUCGAUCAAACUCUGCCAGUAUCCUUGGUCCGAACCCUUUAUUUCCGGUGCUAGGUCUAGACCAUCCUUGUCCUUGGAUUUGACACUAAAUUUCGCAAUUCGUCAGAUAAUAUGACCAUGGCGGGUAAUGACGUUGCCAGAAAAAUCUGGGUCUAUUCUCAGAAAUGAUUACUUUAGG